GGUUUCCCCCUUCCCUCUUUGCUUAGCUCCGAGGGAGUGCCGCAUCUGUGGAGGACUUGCCAUGUUCGAGUGCAGAGAGUGCUAUGAUGACCCCGACAUCACAGCAGGGAAGAUCAAGCAGUUCUGUAAGACCUGCUGCACUCAGGUUCACCUUCAUCCCAAGAGGAUGAAUCAUACAUAUCACCCAGUAUCACUUCCCAAAGACUUGCCUGACUGGGACUGGAGACACGGCUGCAUCCCCUCUCAGAAGAUGGAGUUGUUUGCUGUUCUCUGCAUAGAAACGAGCCACUAUGUUGCCUUUGUGAAGUAUGGGAAGGAUGAUUCUGCCUGGCUCUUCUUUGACAGCAUGGCUGAUCGGGAUGGGGGUCAGAAUGGCUUUAACAUUCCACAAGUGACACCCUGCCCUGAAGUGGGAGAGUACUUGAAGAUGUCUCUGGAGGAAUUGCACUCCUUGGAUUCCAGAAGGAUUCAAGGCUGUGCACGCAGACUUCUUUGUGAUGCGUACAUGUGCAUGUACCAGAGUCCAACCAUGAGCUUGUACAAAUAAUAGGUCAUCUGAAAUGGGCAGAGGCCAAGCACAAAGCUUACCACCAUGUUUCUUCCAUCUGGCAGUUUAGGCCAACACCCAUUGCCGGCAAUGGGUGUCUUUUGUGUUGAUGGCCCUUCAGCAAAGGAUUCUUGUGUUUUUAAACAAAUUACUUUUGUGUUCUUGAAGUAUUUAAUAAGCAUUUUGCACUCUAGGAUGUAUAUUUGUGUUGGUUUUUUAAGAAGUUUAAAUGAAGUUUAGUUUAAAUGAAGUUAAGUUUAGUUUAAGUUUAUUGAGUUUAUUGCAUUGAUAACAUAUUUUUGAAAACAUACAAUUUUAAUUGUGACGUCCAAAAUGUCUUUUAGUCCAUUGAGGAUGUAAGAAAAUAUUUCUUCUUAUGGACCAAGUAUAUUAAAUCAUUUUUCUUUUGUAGCCUUGAGGAAGAAAUAAUAUGGUUUUAUUAAGAUUCUACCUUUCCUCCAGCUAUUGAAGGUGUGCUGAGUUUGUUAAUUUUUCCUAUAAAGUGCUGAUUUCCUGCAUGUCUGUAUUUUGCCGAGUUUCUGUGUUCCUGCAGCAGUGGUCAGAACAUGCUAAAAUUCCUUUCAUGGUGUUAUUUUCUGUUUGUUCUGGUUAAUAACUUAGUUAUAAAAUGUCCAUUUUUAAUGUCAACUUGGAAGAUUAGGGUACGGAACAAUUAGAACAUCUCAGUUAUAACAACUGUCACCAGGCAGGUUUCCUAUAGGAGCUCUUAAGUAUUUAUGGAGCAAAGCACGGUGACUUAUGAAAUGACUAGAGUGGUAAUAGAUAAUGUAUUCUUAUACAGAUCACAGUACAGAGAAAAUAAAGUUGGCUUAGAGAUAUUCCUACCAUUUUCCUGACGAGAUCUAUUAGGUUUGAAGGCUUCAAAAACACCUUCUCUCUGUGUUACUGUGGAUCAAACAAUGCUGUUGUCUGUAGCAGUCAUUCUAUGUAAGUGUGAAUAAGUGGACAUGGACUCCGUGUUUAUCUGUGUUUACACAUGAACGUCUAGAUUAAGUACAUUUGGUCUGUGGACCUCAGUGCUCUAUUCCUAGAGGGAUUAGCAGUCUUUGGAAUGUGCAUAAAUGUUGGAGGGUAUUUGAUGGUACUUACUUGGAUAUUUCCUUCCACCCUAUUUCUAUAGAAAUAGAGGCUCUGGGAGCCAAACAAAUAGACAAAAUUCUCAUGUUGAAGUGGAAAAAAAUUACUGAAUUGAUUUCUCGCUACUACUUAAUAAUGUAAACAUUUAACUUCUGGGAAGAUUUUGCCUGCACCCCCAUACUACCAGAUGACAGGUCGUCAUGUCCCCAGUAGGCUAUCCUUCUCAGAGCAGGUAGGUCAUGAGACCUCUGUUUAAAAACAAGACUGCCCUCCUUGGGCUUGGUGAUUCCAGCACCACCCCCAGUUCUUCAUCGGGGAGAUAGUUGUUUAGUGUCCUAAUGCAGCUGGGAUAGGUGGAGAAGAGGAUGUAAUGGCUAGUGAGCAGAAAGGGACCUGAGGAGGCCGUGAACCACCUGUCCCAGCAGAGGACAGGACUUGUGUGAAGGCAAACUUCUGUGGCUUUGGGCCUUGGUCCUCUAAUCAAUGAUGUCAAAGUGACUUCCUGGCAAGGAAUUAGGCUCCUGUGUGAGCUUCUGUCGGUUGUCUCAUUAGGUGGUGGACUGGCUGGAGUUGUUGAGGGUCUUUGCUUUGUCUUAUUCUAAAUCCUAAAGGAUUUCUCUUGGGUCCAAAUGCGGUGACAAACUGAGCAGCAGAGAUGGCCAGGAGUAGUGAAUAGUAUGAACAUUGGGGGUAAACCCUUGCUGGUGGGUGGGCCUGGCAGUGCUGACAGUUUUUUGCCAUCAUAUUUUAGUUCUCAUUUUCUUCCUAAUAGAUUUAAGGAAGAAGGGCUAUUGAUGUAGGGAUUAUCCUUCCAGGCACCAUUGGCCUCUGCACAGUUCUCUUGUGCUUUUAAAUAUUGUUGAUGUUCACUAGUUAUUUAUUCUAAGGGGAUUUUGCUGGAGACACAACUGUCUUUGGUUUUAUAUUAUGAAAUAGCCUUGUACUGUGGAAUGUUAACUCUGGAGAGUCGCCCUCAUACUCGAAGUAUUCAUUAAAAAAAUCCCACGGAUACUCCCUGGGGGUGUGUGGUUAUUAUUAUCAGGUUGACCCAAAGGAACACAUUUUGUAUUCCAUUUCCUUUACUGGUAUCUUGUUAAAAAAAUUUGCCUGAAGAAUAUUCUUUUGUUCAUGAAAACAUGAAUAACAUUGUAUAAAACAGUCCCUUUCUGUCAGAAUGCUCCAAUGUAGCCUUAAUUUUGUUAAACUUAGAGACAAAUGAAGUGCUGCUGUGGAAAGAAAUGUACUAUGUACUAUUUCUGUAUCAUUAAAAUGCAGUUUUUAUGGCUC
Myodes glareolus (Bank vole) is the source of this 2932-nucleotide messenger RNA. NCBI's taxonomy places the organism in Eukaryota, Metazoa, Chordata, Mammalia, Rodentia, Cricetidae. The record is from RefSeq and is a predicted model, not a curated record.